Messenger RNA from Paramecium pentaurelia, 2832 nucleotides. NCBI's taxonomy places the organism in Eukaryota, Ciliophora, Oligohymenophorea, Peniculida, Parameciidae. The record is from the annotation of a GenBank genome assembly.
AUGAAAGAAAGUUAAUAUUAAGAAUAUUCAUUUGAAGAUGAUUCAAAUAUUAGAUAAUUACCUCAACCUAUUGAUUAUAUUGAUAAAGGUUACUCAUUAGAAAAUGAUAUGGUUUUGGGAUGGGUUCCUGCUUAUAAUUAAGAGGAGUUAAUAAAUGUAUAGUUUUAUAAUGAGUUGAAUGAUUAAGUCAUUGAGUAUUAUCAUAAGAAAGACCCAAAUAAGAUAGUUUAUAUAGGUUAUAGGCCAAAUGAUGCAAUGUAAUUUCAUUAAUAAUUUUCUGCAUAAUCUAAUUAUGUAUUCAAAAAUACUAAAAAUUAUAAAAUCAAAUCAAAUAAAUAUUAAUAGUUAUUUGUAGGAAUGAAUCCAAAUAUUGAUUAUUAAAUAAAAUUCAAUUCAUAAUUUGAAAGUGGAAAUUUGGAUUUAGCUAUUUAGAAAUCUGAAUUUGAGUAUGAUUUAUUUAUGAGAGUUGAUACAAAUACUAAAGGUCAUACACUAUGGUAUUAUUUUGAAAUCACUGGUUUAAAAAAUUUAGAAUAAAUUAAAUUUAAUAUAUGUAAUUUUCGUAAAAAAAGGUGUUUAUAUGAACGUGGAAUGAAACCAUAUGUUUAAAGGGAUUCUUAAGAUUGGUAAUAAGAAGGAGAGAAUAUAAAAUAUUAGAUAUAUAAAUGUUAAUUUAACGAGAUACAAAAAUAAUAUUAUUGUCUGUCAUUUACUUUAUUGAAUAAAAAAAGAGAUGAUAAACUAAGAAUAGCCUAUUGUGUACCAUAUACAUUUAGUCAAUUAAAUAAUUUUUUAAAAUCUUUAAAUUCAAAAUAUAUGGAAUAAUCAUAUUUUUGUUAUUCAUUAAGUGGUGUUUAAGUACCAAAGUUAACAUUUUCUAAAGGAAACAUUUUAAAGAAGAAAGUAGUUGUAAUUUAAGCUAGAAUACAUCCUGGAGAAUCAAAUUCAUCAUGGGUUAUGUAAGGAUUAUUAGAGUAUUUAAAUUCAAGUAAAGCAGAAAAAUUAUUAGAUUAGUAAAUAAUAAAAUAAUUAUAAGAUUAAUAUUUGUAAUAGUCCCAAUGAUGAAUGUUGAUGGAGUAAUUUUUGGAAAUUAUAGGACUGGUUGUGCAGGUAGAGAUUUGAAUAGGUAAUUUAGAGAUAAUAGUAAGAAAUUAUAUCCAACUGUUUAUGCAAUGAAACAAAUGAUAUCUGAUUUAUAUUAAUUAUAUGGAGAUUAAAUAAUUGCAUUUAUUGAUAUACAUGGACAUUCAGGUAUGUUAUGUAAAUUUUAUUAGAGCCAAAAAGAAUGCAUUUUUAUAUGGACCUGAAUUUUAAUUAUGGAAUUGUAAUUAUUAUAAAUCUAGAUUAUUUGCUAAAAUUUUAUCACUUAAAACUCAAAUUUUUCGAUAUUAUUCAUGUUUAUUUAGAAUAAAUAAAUGUAAAAUUAAUACUGCUAGAGCUGUAUUUUGUGAGAAAUAUGAAUUUAUUAAUUGUUUUACUUUGGAAGUAUCAAAUAGUAGUUAUUAUUAUGAUUAAAUUACAGAGAAUUUUACUGAAUAGAAAUGGAUUUAAUUUGGUUAAAUUAUUGGAGAAGCAUUUAAUGAAUUUAUAAUAUAUUUUUAAGAAAUAGAUACAUUAUUUAGUGAUUUUAAGGAUAAAAAAACUAAUAAAUAAAUCAAAAAAAAAUAAAAUAAUAAUCAAUAAAAUGAAGAAAAAUAAUUGAAUCUUUAAUUAGUUUGUUAAAAUUCAAAAUAUUCUAAAUUAUUUGAAGAAAUGAAGAAUGAAUAACCUAAUUUAUCAUUUUCUGAAGGAGAAUCUGAUAGUGAAAGGGAAUCAGAUGAUUUUGAUGAUGAAAUAGUAAAUAAUUUUGUAUUAACAUAAAAUAAAUAAAGAAAAAUUAAAUAUUCUAAAAAAUCAUUGAAAUUAAAGGAUCUUAAAAAAAAGUCUAUUAAAAGUGAAAAUAAUUCAACAGUAACCAAAAAUACUGUCUUAUUAACUAAACAAUCAUUUUUAGAAGAUUAACCUAAUAAUAUAUAUUAAUAAAUUAAAAAUUCAAAUAUUUAGAGAAGAACAACCUAAAAAUCAUAUAAAUAGGAUGAUAAAUUUUAAGAUAAACUUUUUUCAAGUAAAUAUACAAUGGAAACUAGAAAUAUUCCACAUUUUAGAGGAUAGUUUCUAGGAGGAAUUCAAUCAAAUUUUCAAUAAAAUAAUAAUUAUGAUAAAAAUAAAUCUCCAAUAAAAUUAAAAAUAUUAAUACAAGAAGCUUAAAUGAAAGGAAAUUGUGAAAUUAAUGAAGAUAAUAUGGCUGAUUAAAUUUUUCAACCAUAUAUAAAAAGACCAUAAUAACAUCAAAAAAAUAAUACAACUCUUAAAUUUACUGGUGAUCCAUACUCUCCUACUCAAGAUUUAAUGUUUCUUAAUGAAAUCAAUAAUAAAGUAUUGUAGAAUACACAUUUUUCAACAGAUUAAAAUUACAAUCAAAAUAUUACUACAAUCUAUCAUAGAAUAAAUAAAAAUUAAAAACAAUAACAUAAUUAUAAAUUUAAUAACAUAUAAAAGUUUUAAACUACUUAAAAUCCUUCAAUUAAUUUAAGAAAUACUUUACAACUAUCAAAGUAAGGAGCAAUAGAGGAUUCUUUUGGAAUUAGUAUAAAACCUAAACUAUUUUCAUCACCUUAAAUAGAUGAAGUAUAUGAUUAGACAGAAUAAUCAAAAAAUGCAAUGAAUUAAUAUUAGAAUACUUCAAUAAAUUAGAAGCCAUAAAAACUCAGUGUACCAUCUUCAUAUAAUUAAAUUUAAAAAAAUUGCAAUAAUACGAAAAGAACUUAAUAAUACCUGAACUUAAAUAAUUGA